This is a messenger RNA of Solanum pennellii, 2444 nucleotides long. RefSeq names its product serine carboxypeptidase-like 18. Lineage: Eukaryota; Viridiplantae; Streptophyta; Magnoliopsida; Solanales; Solanaceae. Gene Ontology annotation, molecular function: serine-type carboxypeptidase activity; acyltransferase activity, transferring groups other than amino-acyl groups. The coding region runs from base 42 to 1271 and encodes 409 amino acids. Gene Ontology annotation, biological process: proteolysis; secondary metabolic process. The transcript has 12 exons. The record is from RefSeq and is a predicted model, not a curated record.
UUGGCAUCAAUAUAAAAUAAAUAUAGUAAUUUAUUGGUAAAAUGAAUAUCAAUAAUUCAGUAACAAUGGAAAAGUUGUUGAAACUACCAGUUUUGUUGCUUCUUCUUCUUCUUCAACAACAACAAGCUACUUCGCAUUCUACUGUUGAGUAUCUUCCCGGUUUGCCAGGACGCCUCCCGUUCCCUCUAGAGACCGGGUAUAUUGGAGUUGGUAAAGAUGAAGAGUUGCAACUUUUCUACUAUUUUAUGGAAUCCGAAUCCGAACCUACUACCGAUCCUCUUUUGAUUUGGCUACCUGGUGGGCCCGGUUGCUCGGCUGUGACUGCCAUUGUUAAUGGAAUAGGACCACUCCGUUUUGUGGAACAAGUCUACGAUGAGAGUAUGCCCUCGUUCGUACUAAACCCACACGCAUGGACCAAGAUAGCAAGUGUAAUAUUUUUGGAUCAACCAAUAAACACUGGAUUUUCAUAUGUAACAAAUGAAGCUGCAUAUAAACAAACUGAUGUACAAGCAUUUGACUAUGUCUAUGAAUUCAUAAGAAAGUGGCUAAAUGAUCAUCCAAAAUACAUUUCAAAUCCAUUUUACAUGUCUGGAAACUCAUAUGCUGGCAAGAUGAUACCAGUUGUAGCCCAAUUGAUAUCAAAUGGAAAUACAGCAGGCAAAGAGCCAUUUGUUAAUCUUCAGGGGUAUUUAAUGGGCAGUCCUGGAACAUUUCGUCCUCAAGAAGACAAUUAUCAAGUACUUUUUAGCUAUGGCAUGGGACUUAUAUCUGAUGAACUUUAUAAGUCAUUAGAGAAGAAUUGUGGAGGAGAAUAUACAAAUAUAGAUCCCAACAAUAAAGGAUGUGCAAAUGACUUUUUAAUUUUCAAGCAGUUAGUGAAAAACAUUAAUGGGGAACACAUAUUAGAGCCCUUUUGUACAUAUGAUUAUCUUCAAGGCCCAUAUCAAAUGUCUGGUGAAAGAAGAUUACUUGAUGAUAAACUCAUCUCCUUGCAACGUCAAGACAAGUGUGCUUCUGAUUGGCGCAUGCAUAUGAAGUAUUGGGCUAAUGACCCGAAAGUUCAAGAAGCCCUUCACAUUCAAAAGGGAAGCAUAGGAAGCUGGGUACAAUGUAACAAAAUUUCAAGUGUAGGCUCUCCUCCCAACUACACCCUCACGGUAGAUAAUGUUGUAUCAUAUCAUGCAAAUUUAAGCGUUAAAGGUUAUCGAUCACUUAUAUACAGUGGAAUACCGACGUCGGAGAUAAUCGGAAACUAUGGUGGAUGCAAUUAGGUCAUCGGAGGUGCAAGAUAACUCCAAUCGAGAACAGAUCGACAAAUUCACUGAUAUCCACCCAAGGAAUCCUUUAUAUCUUCAUCCAUCUGAUACUCCAGGUAGCAUUUUAAUCCCUCAACAACUUACUGGUAUAGAAAAUUAUACUGGGUGGAGUAAUUCUAUGAGAGUAGCAUUGUUAGCUAAGAAUAAAAUUGGAUUUAUUGAUGGUACUUGUUGUAAACAUCACUACAAAGGAGAUCUGAAUCAUGAAUGGGAGAGAUGUAAUGCCUUUGUGCUAUCGUGGAUUACAAACUCUGUUUCGAAGGAAUUAGCAAAUGGCUUAAUGUUUUCAUCAAAUGCCCAUAAUGUUUGGAAGGAUCUGAAAGAGAGGUUUGACAAACGUAAUCUCACUAGAAUAUACCAGGUUCAUCGCGAAAUCAGUACAAUGAGUCAAGGAACUUUUACAGUUUCUGAGUAUUAUUCCAAAUUGCGAAAUCUUUGGGAUGAGUAUGUAUCAUUGGUUCCUUUACCUGCUUGUGAAUGUGAUAAGUACAAGGUAUAUGCAGAACAUAUGGAAAAACAAAAGCUGAUGCAGUUUCUAAUGGGACUCAAUGAUAAUUUUUCCCAAUCAAGGAGUCAGAUUCUUAUGACUGUUCCAAGUCCUAGUUUGAACCAAGCUUAUAAUCUGAAAAUGCAGGAUGAGAGUCAAAAUGUGCAAUCUAGUUUGAUAUCGAAUUGUGUUCUACCAGUACAGAAGCUUAAUAUCCUUGAGACUACUACUACUGCUACUGCUUUAGCCUCCUUACAGAACAAUAAGUUCAAGCCAGAAGCUGGGGGAUUGUAUUGUGACUAUUGCCAUUUGAAAAACCAUACGAAAGCUAACUGUUAUAAGUUGAUCGGCUAUCCUCCAAACUACAAGUUUCAGAAGAAAAGAGGUGUGAAUGAUAGGAGCUUCAGGGGUCAGAAUUUUGAGAAUGAUAGAAUGCAUGAGACCAAUAGAAGAACUCAAGCAAAUUUUGUGAAUUGUGCUGAAAAUGAUCAUGAAAUAGGGAGACAACUUGGUGCUCCUGACAUUUCUUCAUUUCAAGCUGCGCCAAAUUUCACUCCUGAACAAUAUAAUCAUAUACUGAAAAUGAUUGAUAAAGACUCGUCUUCUCAGAAUGUUGUUGCCAACAUGGCAGGUAUAGCUCA